AUCUUAUUUUCUAUAUAAACCACGCCCAGAAAGACAUUACACACACCAAUCAAACAAACCAAGAAAAAAAAUUCAAAAGAGAGAAAAGAAAUGGCAAGAAGCAUGAAGCUAGCAUGUGUUGUUUUGGCGAUGUGCAUGUUAGUUGCACCUAUGGCAGAAGCUGCAUUCUCAUGUGCAACUGUAAUGACUGAUCUUCGUCCAUGCCUUACAUAUCUUGAAGCUGCUAAUAAUGCCAGUCCUUCACCCCCAUGCUGUGCAGGAGUGAAGAAUCUUCAGGCCGCCGCCCCCACCGUUGCUGAUCGUCAGGCUGCCUGUAACUGCUUGAAAUCAACUGCUGGUGCUAUUUCUAAUUUGAAUGCCAACAAUGCUGCUGCUCUCCCUGGUAAAUGCGGUGUGAACAUCCCUUACAAGAUCAGUGCCUCCACCAACUGUAACACCAUUAGGUUUUGAAGAUGAUGGCGCGGUUUAAAGAAUGUCUUAUGGAAACUUCUCACUAGUAUAUGAGAGUGCCAUGUGAUGCUAUUAUUAAGAAUAAUAUGUAAUGAGAGUGAUAAAGACUCAUCUUAUAUGUGGUCCUAUCCUCUUGUUGUACUAGACUAUGUAUUGGAUUGUCUCUACUUCAUGUGUCCUUGUAUCUAGGGUUUUAGAAAACCAUAUGCGAUUGCGACGGCCACGACGACUCAAAUCGCAACGCUACCGUGACUUUUUUUAAUACAUUGCUUGUAUCAAUUUACCUAAUAUUGAAAUAUUUCAAUUGGGUUUUA
Molecule: messenger RNA, 764 nt
Organism: Lathyrus oleraceus (garden pea)
Lineage: Eukaryota; Viridiplantae; Streptophyta; Magnoliopsida; Fabales; Fabaceae
Source: RefSeq, a predicted model, not a curated record